Molecule: messenger RNA, 1221 nt
Organism: Myzus persicae (green peach aphid)
Lineage: Eukaryota; Metazoa; Arthropoda; Insecta; Hemiptera; Aphididae
Exons: 2
Coding region: 1-1221 (406 amino acids)
Biological process (GO): DNA integration
Molecular function (GO): nucleic acid binding
Source: RefSeq, a predicted model, not a curated record
AUGACGGAAGCAACUACUGUGUUAGAUGUGCUAGUUAAAGCUAAGGAAAGUAUUAAACGUAAAUAUAUCGCACUAAAAACCUGUUCUGAUAAUGUUCAACAAAUAAUGACACAGACAUUAAAACCAAUUAUCGAUCCUUUAACUAAAAUAUCAAAUAAACCUCAUUUGAACAAGGAAAAUAUUAAUAAUAAAUCGAAAAACCCGAUUUUGGACUACAAUCAACAAGAAAUUGAAAAUUGGUUUCAAUCUACAGAUUUAGACAAAAUCUAUGGCCCAAAAAAACGUUCAAACGGAAAUAUUAUCUUGGGUAAAAAAGAACGCGAAAUCGCCGAUGAACUACACAAGCCGGCUAGAAAAAAUUUCGUUAGACGUAGAGUUAACGUAUAUGGAAAAAAUGAUUUAUGGCAAGCUGACUUGGUUGAAAUGAUACCGUAUUCAAGAAAAAAUAAAAAUUAUAAAUAUAUUUUAUGUGUGAUAGACUGUUUUACAAAAUUUGCGUGGGCUAUACCACUAAAAUCAAAAACCGGUAAAGAAGUCACUAAUGCAAUGUCUAAAAUAUUAAUUGACCGAGCACCAAAACUUUUGCAACUCGAUAACGGAAAAGAAUUUUACAACACGACUUUUGACGCGUUGAUGACUAAAUAUAAUAUUCAUAAAUAUUCUACGUUUAGCGUUAUGAAAGCAUGUAUUGUCGAACGAUUUAAUCGUACAUUGAAAGAAAAAAUGUUUAGAGAGUUUACGGCGCGCGGCUCACACAAAUGGAUUUCAAUUUUACAGUUACUGCUUGACGAAUAUAACAAUUCAAAACAUAGAACUAUAGGAAUGACACCGGUGCAAGCAGAUUUAAAUCCUUUAUCAGUCGAGUUACAACUUCAUAAGAUGAAUAAUCAAAAAAAAAAUAAAUUUAAAAUUGGUGAUAACGUUCGUAUCAGUACACAAAAAGGUGUGUUCACAAAAGGUUAUUUACCUAGCUGGUCUACAGAAAUAUUUGAAAUUAUUAAAAUAAAUAAUACAUUACCCACUACUUAUCAACUUCAAGAUUAUAUGGGUAAACCGAUUGCUGGUUGUUUUUACUCUGAAGAAAUAUACAAGACCAAUUUCCCAAACGAAUAUUUAAUUGAAAAAAUUAUACGUAAAAAACAGAAUCAAAUGUACGUCAAGUGGUUAGGAUUUGAUAAUACGCAUAAUAGUUGGAUAAAUACACGUGAUGUUAAAAAAUAG